Messenger RNA from Aplysia californica (California sea hare), 617 nucleotides. RefSeq lists its product as uncharacterized. The record is from RefSeq and is a predicted model, not a curated record. The coding region runs from base 142 to 564 and encodes 140 amino acids. Lineage: Eukaryota; Metazoa; Mollusca; Gastropoda; Aplysiida; Aplysiidae. The transcript has 3 exons.
CACACAUACACAACAACUUCGAUAUUAAAAACUCAUAGUCCUAACCAAAAACACAGGCACUAUGUCUCCCUUGAAUUAAAAUGCCCCAAGCUUUCAGUUAAACAUGCACUUGUAUUACUUUUUUUUGCAGAGAACGUUAGCAUGAAUUUCAAUGUUGACUGCAUGGCCGAGAAAGGAGAAAUUUUGGGACACAUUCUACCACGAAACCGAUAUGAAAUAACCAAAUUUCAAGACACUUCUCUGUUAAAAUUUACCCCUUACCGCCUGAACACAAGUGACAACACCAUCUAUCUGCGAGAUAAGUUGAAUGACUCCGUGUCCAACCUCACGUUCCUCUAUUUUACUGCAUUCGAAAAACAGGGAUACUGGGAGGGCAACUACUCAGUGACUAUAAAUAUCACCGGACGUCAUAAUGGCGUCUGUGCCAAACCCCAGGCAAGCUUCCACCAAGCCCAGGCUGCGGCACAGGAAGAAAGGGCAGACAACUUGGUCACCGCCCUGAUUGUGGUUACCCUCCUUUUCUGCAGCAUAAUAGCUGUGUUGGUCACAGCUUUCAUCAGGUGAUUGUUGUUGUUGUUGUUGUUGUUGUUGUUGUUGUUGUUGUUGCUGCUGUUGCU